Microbotryum saponariae is the source of this 1475-nucleotide messenger RNA. NCBI's taxonomy places the organism in Eukaryota, Fungi, Basidiomycota, Microbotryomycetes, Microbotryales, Microbotryaceae. The record is from the annotation of a GenBank genome assembly.
AUGGACACAUAUCUUACCAAGAGCAAAGCCUCUUUGGCCGUGAACGAGUCGAGGUAUGUGCCAACCGCAUUGAUCGCCCCUCCGCCGCUUUCCGAUCUGGGACUGGACUCGAGCACGACCCGGAGCCAUGAUCUUCCCCCACAGCUCCAACGCACCUCGAAAAAAACGUCCCAAGCAGCGACAUCUCGAAGGAAGACCGACCGUAGCUUCCAAUGCGGCAGCUCAAGCUACAACCUCGACCUCGACCGCGAAGGCUGGCAGCAUCCAGUCGAACGCUUUGCUCGCGGGCGGGAUCAAGGCCACCAAUGCGCCGCUGUUGAAACAACUCGGUACCGACGAAUCCGCCAUCACCAAUUCGACGGCGUACAGUCGCACGUUGCAUGUUCAGGUGCGAUGGCGUAGCAGUUUGACUUCUCUUGAAUGGAAUCUGACGUGUUCUGCUCGCCCAAACAGAGUGUCGCCUCGGGGCAUCAAUCCGGUGGUGGUGGGCCAGGGGGGACCACGAAAUGGAUGGUCCACCGCAAUACCAAACUCAAGAACCAGGCACCGGAUGCAGAGAGCGAUCUCUUCAAGGGCCUUGUAUUUUAUAUCAAUGGCCUGACGGGUCAGUUCAUGCUACUGUGGCUUCCUUGACUCCACCUCCUGAUCCCAGCUUCUGAAAAUUGUACGACGCCUUGGACUGGACAGGCAAAAGCAUCACGAACCAACAACUCAAGAGGCUCAUACACGAGAAUGGAGGAACGAUGAAGUACGAGUGUUCUCAAUCUUGCUUCCCUCGCUGGUUCUCACUAAUCAAAUUCCACACCCGAACCACACCAACAGACUCAUCGAAUCCGCCGCUGUGACCCACGCCUUCGUCUCGAACCUCUCCGGAUCCAAACUCCAACGCGUAUUGACCAAGAAAUGCAACAAAAUCAAAUACGUCACCGUUCAAUGGGCGAUCGAAUCCGUGCGCUGUGGGAAGAGGUUGAGGGAAGCGGAUUUCGCGGCUCCUAUUUUUGCUGAGGUGAGGAGGUCUUCGCCUAGAUCCCGAAAGCUCUAGGGAAGCUCGCUGAAUGAGGCAGUGAUGAUCAUAGACGCAAAGCUCGGUAAUGGAUCACUACGCGAAUGAAGACAGUCGAACGAUCAUCCUCGACGACGAUGGGGAGAUCGAUCUCAAACGAUCAAAGGAGACGAGGAAGAGCAUUCCGCGGCGCAGCUUGAACCAUCCCUCUGCGUUCGAGACAUGUCAUGAUCUCCCUCCUCCAUCGGCCGCACCCACGGAGGCUUUGCCGAGGCUACCCCCUCCAAAAGGACUGAUCAAGGAGGAGGAUAGGGACAAGGUAGAGACGGUCGUGCUGUCGUCUUCGUCGCUUUUGGUUAUUGAGGACGUGCAGCCGGGGAGAUUGGAUCUAGGCGAAAAGUCGGAGGAAGAAGAGGAGGAUGACCUGGACGAGUGGGGGAUGCCUCCUUCGGCUCAGAAGUGUCGACGGUAG